UGACACCAGAUGAAGCGCAUAGAGGAACAGCUGAAAAAGAACAACAAAGCCGCGACGACGACGGUAAAAACAACAGAUAAGCGUCUGAAAUACACUUAAAACAUCGGUGACAUCCUAUCUGGUGGGGACAUUGUGUGCCUCUUAAACAACUUGUAAAGUAACUCCCAGAGAAUUGACGAUGGGGCGCAUCUUCCUGGACCACAUUGGCGGCACCCGCCUCUUCUCCUGUGCCAACUGUGACACCAUCCUGACCAACAGGUCUGAGCUCAUCUCAACACGCUUCACAGGAGCCACAGGCAGAGCUUUCCUCUUCAACAAGGUGGUGAACCUCCAGUACAGCGAGGUGCAGGACAGAGUGAUGCUAACCGGCAGACACAUGGUGAGGGACGUCAGCUGCAAGAACUGCAACAGCAAGCUGGGUUGGAUCUAUGAGUUUGCUACUGAGGACAGUCAGCGGUACAAGGAGGGUCGUGUCAUCCUGGAGAGGGCGCUGGUUAGGGAGAGUGAGGGCUUUGAGGAGCACGUACCCUCAGACAACUCAUGAGCCCCCUUGUGUGAGGAUUUCACUCCCAUGCCCUCCUAUCCCUCUCCUGUAAUCCCUUUGCCUCUGCGCUGUGCACCAUCACCUGCAGACUUAAUGGUCGGAGAAGUUUUGGCUUCAACCCCUCCCUGUCUCUGGCUUCCACAUUAGAACUGUGCUGAUUCGAAGAUUGGAUUGCUGGCUCUUCUCCUGCUAAACAGGCUUUCCCAAAAAUACUUCCUGAAUAACGUCUCACAGGGCACCAACCCCAAAACAGCUGGGCACACAAAUAUAUAGUCACUUGAUGCACAGCAAAUCACCGCCUCACAUGCUCCACACAUUUUCAUACUGUAUGGUGGUUAAAAACAUGCAUGAUAACACACGUGGCCAGUCACACAGAAAACAUCACCGAGUUGUUUUGUUUAUUUGGAUUUCUGGAGGCAGUAGAGCUGAGUAUGUUCACCAUCCAGACAGGGGCAGCCCGCUCCACUCAGCGGUGUUCAAUGAACCGAUGGAGGUGUCACUCUACAUAUUGCUUCUGUGUUGUGACCUUUUGUCUCAAUGUAUUUGUCACUGGUGAGCACUGAAUGCAAUUAAGCUCAUGAUAGUUGUUAUUUCUACAUCAGUCACCUUUUUAUUAGCUAGUAGUUAAAUAAAUGUUAAUGUUUAAUGAUAUGUUCAUGUUCGAAUUAUACCGUAAGGAUCGCACAGACUGAUGUCAUUUUUAGGUAUUCAUUGUGUGGUUAUAAUAGACGUUUUUUAAAUUUUUUUUUAGAUCUGGCUCACAUGAUGUGCAUAAAUCUUGAUUGACAUGAUAUUCUUGACAUUUACCCAACGUGGCUUUAAGGUUACAGUUCAUAAUUGGAGAUAACCUCAUGAAUAGCAGACAAUCAUUUAAUUGAUCCUGCAAUUUGAUUUAUUUUUGCCAUUCUCCAUCUGUUACCAUUUGCCUGUGUGGUGUGACGAGCAACAUGUCACUUUGGUGACUUAUGAGGAGUGUGUACCCUGCAGCCAUGUGUCUUCAGUGUGACAGAGGAGGGAUGUGUCUGAGACAUGAUGGAGACAUCCUCUGGCUGCCUGCCGGAGUAAGGACAGGAUUUCAAGAGGAUUGGUCAUGCAAGCGUUUGAAAGUAGCCAACACAGGGAGACAAUGUGAGACUUAAAGACAGCCUCUGGAAAAUAAGAAACAGCAGACAGUCUCUUCUCGGUGAAUACGUUGCUGGAAAAUGUUAAAUCAAGCCUGGGUCUGACUAAUCCAUUUAUUUACACAGUUGACGCUAAUUCUGUCUCCUAGAGUUGAACUACUUUCAGGAUAGUGACCCCUCUUCUUUUUAUAAUCCUAGGCUGAGAGCAUAUUUGGUCAUAAGAUUACUUGUUUCUUACACACAGGACAAGUUUUAAUGGAGUUUUAGUCAAAGUUAAGCUUUGGUCCUCUGACUAUGCCAGAGCCUACAUUUUAUAUCGUCCGUUCCCUGCAAUAUAAAUGUCAAAUUGUAAAAAAACAACCAAAAACAAAAUUGUUAUCUUCAUGACAUUUGAAGUUAUUUUUGGAGUGGGUUGUAGCACAGCAUCAUGGCCCCGGUGUGACAUUGUGCCAUUUCAGUGUGCAUGCCUGCAGGCGUUACCGGAAUGCUCCAGCUUUCACCAACCGCGUUGUUAUUGUCACCUUUUCAAAGUCGAACAAGACAGGGCGAGUGGUCAUUUCUACAAAAAAAUCACACAAUCCUUAUCCGUAAAAUCAAUGCAGUGUAUAGUCAAUGGCUGUGACAGAAUAUUAUCUUUUUGGUGUUCACUUUUACCAUUUUAUUGAUAGUGAAUUUUGUAUUUGCUUUGUGAUUAUUAUUUUAUUGACAUUUAUCUUACUGUAUAUUUUCUCUAUUGGAGGUUUUCUUGUAUGGCGUUUGCAAGGGUUUUCUUUGAUGUUAUUUCUAAAUAAACAUUUAGUCUUGCUGGGUAAACAAA
Gymnodraco acuticeps is the source of this 2482-nucleotide messenger RNA. RefSeq names its product protein yippee-like 5. Lineage: Eukaryota; Metazoa; Chordata; Actinopteri; Perciformes; Bathydraconidae. Bases 179 to 544 code for a protein of 121 amino acids. The transcript has 3 exons. The record is from RefSeq and is a predicted model, not a curated record.